AUGAACAGUGUGGAUAUAGGACGAUGCAGCAAGCGCAUCGUACAGUAUCUAUGGGACCCAGAACCCAAGAAUGACGAAGAUCCAAAUGCAUCAAUCUGGUGUCUGGGAGUAGAGUACCCUCCCGACCAGGAUAACACCCCGAAGACAAAGACAUAUCAUGCCUGGCCCGAGUCAUUCCUCUUAGACUUCGAAUCAAAAAUUUGGAUGACAUAUCGAUCAAGCUUCCCCCCCAUACCAAAGCUCGAGGGAGGCGACAUGAGUGCAUCAAUGACACUGGGGGUACGCCUAAGAAGCCACCUAGUAGAUACGCAAGGCUUCACCUCUGAUACUGGCUGGGGCUGUAUGAUACGAUCUGGCCAGAGCCUGUUAGCAAAUGCAAUGUCUAUGCUGCUUUGGGGGCGCGGUUGGCGUCGUGGGAAAAACUUUGAGGAAGAGGCACAACUGCUGUCGCUUUUCGCCGAUGUCCCAAGUGCACCAUUCUCAGUACAUCGUUUCGUCAAACAUGGAGCGGAAUCUUGCGGCAAAUACCCAGGAGAAUGGUUUGGGCCUUCUGCGACUGCUAAAUGUAUAGAAGCGCUUUCAUCCCAAUGUGAAAAUCCAGUGCUCAAAGUGUACGUUACGAAUGAUACCUCGGAAGUAUACCAGGAUAAGUUCAUGAGUGUCGCGCGCAACAAUUCUGGUGUUUUCCAGCCCACCUUGGUACUUCUAGGAACCAGGCUUGGUAUCGACCACAUUACACCUGUAUAUUGGGACGGGCUAAAGGCUGCGUUGCAGUUUCCCCAAUCGGUGGGCAUCGCAGGAGGACGCCCAUCGGCGUCUCACUAUUUCGUUGGCGCCCAGGGGUCCCAUCUAUUCUACUUGGAUCCACACUACACUCGUCCAGCGUUUCCAGACCGCGAAAAGGGUGGAUCGUACUCCAAGGACGAAGUGGAUACCUAUCAUACCCGGCGAUUAAGAAGAAUUCACCUGAAGGACAUGGAUCCGAGCAUGCUUAUAGGCUUCCUUAUCCGAAACCAAGAAGAUUGGUACGAUUGGGUGAACCGUCUACGAGCAGUUGAAGGAAGACCGAUAAUUCAUGUAUUGAAUGAAAUGAAUACUGAUCACGACCAGGAAGCGGAAGCCCUCAGCCAGGUCGAAGCAUUGGACGAUAUUGAAUAGAACAGUGGUCUUGAUGAAGCAUUCUAUAUGUAGUUGAACUUGUGCGCAUGUUGAGCCGUCAUUUAUCAAUUUCAGUUGGCACUCUCAUGAACAUGCAACCAAGCAAUUUGAAAUUCGGAUUCUGCUAGGGAAGGCAAAUCCGCGCAACCAACCCCAGGUCCGAGUUAUGUUACACCGCAUUCACGUCACGAAAACCAUAAAAACAUUUGGCCCAAAGG
This is a messenger RNA of Aspergillus sclerotioniger CBS 115572, 1376 nucleotides long. RefSeq names its product cysteine protease ATG4. Bases 1 to 1158 code for a protein of 385 amino acids. Gene Ontology annotation, molecular function: protein-phosphatidylethanolamide deconjugating activity. The transcript has 5 exons. NCBI's taxonomy places the organism in Eukaryota, Fungi, Ascomycota, Eurotiomycetes, Eurotiales, Aspergillaceae. The record is from RefSeq and is a predicted model, not a curated record.